This is a messenger RNA of Petromyzon marinus (sea lamprey), 2178 nucleotides long. RefSeq names its product TBC1 domain family member 22B (gene TBC1D22B). The record is from RefSeq and is a predicted model, not a curated record. Gene Ontology annotation, biological process: activation of GTPase activity. Gene Ontology annotation, molecular function: GTPase activator activity. NCBI's taxonomy places the organism in Eukaryota, Metazoa, Chordata, Hyperoartia, Petromyzontiformes, Petromyzontidae.
UCCCUCACUCCUCCCCUUACGCCGCCGCCACCACCACCGGAGGAGGCCUCGGGCAUGCCAAGAUGGAGGCUUGAGAAGUUCACUGGCGGUGCGAGGGGAGUUGCGAGUGUGGAGGUGGCCGGGGUGGUGGGUGCUGGAAGCCUGCUCAGAGAGAGAGAGAGAGCGAGAGGGAGACAUUACACUUGUUUGUUCGCUUCCUUCCCCCCUCUCUCCCGGCUCCUUCCGUGGGCGAUGAUCCUUCGCCAUGACGACAGACGGAGCGAGCAAGCGGCAGUUCUGGAGGCGCGGAGGCAGUAGGUUACCUGGCAGCAUACAGCAAGUGUAUGGGGCACAGCAUCCUCCCUUCAAUCCGCAGCUGCUCAACAGCGCUGGCAAGGGGGCCGUGGGGGUGCCGGCCGUGGGGCUAGCAGGGGGCCCAGUGUCCGGCGCGGUCGGGGGCAGUGCCCCCCUCUUCUCGGCCGUCUCCAUGUCCGUGGGGGUCACGGUAGGAGGGAUCGGAGGGGGCGGCAGCUCGAGGAAAGCAGCCUCCUUCCAGGAGUUUGCGGCGGACACGAGCGACGCAUGGGACGCGGAGCCCAGCGACGACGAGCUGCUGAACAUGGCGACGCGCGGCCUCGCCUCCGACGUGGUGAUGUCGACGGCGCGCGAGGUCAUCCAGAAGCACGAGCGCCGGCGCCGCUCCGCCGGGCCCACGCCCCGCGGUGGUGGUGGUGGUGGUGGCGGCGGUGCCGAGGAGGAGGAAGGGGGAGGAGGAGGGGAAGCCGGGGAGGGAGGAGGGGAGGGCGCCACGGGACCCGAGGGUCGGAUGGUGAAGUCGCAGAGCGAGUUUGUCAUCUCGGGGAGGGUGGCCGGCGGUUUGGAGCGAGGGUCGUUGCCACGGCAGCAGUCGGUGACCCUGCCGCCGCCGUCGCGCCCGGUCAUCCCCCUGGUGGCGCGGAUCGCCGACCAGAACACGACGGGCUCCAUGUCCCUGCACGACCGCGACGCCGCCAAGCUCGACAAGUUCCACCAGCUGCUGGCGGCGUCCAACACCGACCUCGAGGAGCUGCGGAAGCUGAGCUGGUCGGGGAUUCCCAAGCCCGUGCGGCCGGUCACAUGGCGACUCCUGUCUGGUUACCUGCCGGCCACGUCGGAGCGCCGGGAGCCGACGCUGCAGCGCAAGCGACUCGAGUACUUCAGCUUCAUCGAGCAGUACUACGACUCGCGCAACGAGGAGCACCACCAGGACACCUUCCGCCAGAUUCACAUUGACAUUCCCAGAACUAACCCUCUCAUCCCACUCUUCCAGCAGCCGGCCGUGCAGGAGAUCUUUGAGCGAAUCCUCUUCAUCUGGGCGAUCCGCCACCCGGCCAGCGGCUACGUGCAGGGCAUCAACGACCUCGUCACGCCCUUCUUCGUCGUCUUCCUCGCUGAGCACGUCGAGGAGGAGGUGGAGAACUUCGACGUGGCGAGUCUGCCCGAGGAGACGCUGCGCAACAUCGAGGCCGACAGCUUCUGGUGCAUGAGCAAACUGCUGGACGGCAUCCAGGACAACUACACGUUCGCUCAGCCGGGCAUCCAGCAGAAGGUCAACGCGUUGAGAGAGCUCGUGCGCAGGAUAGAUGAGACGAUCCACCGGCACGUGGCGCAGCACGAGGUGGAGUACCUGCAGUUCGCGUUCCGCUGGAUGAACAACCUCCUGAUGCGUGAGCUGCCACUGCGAUGCACCAUCCGCCUGUGGGACACCUACCAGUCGGAGCCGGAAGGGUUCUCCCAGUUCCACCUCUACGUGUGUGCAGCCUUCCUCAUCCACUGGCGCAAGGAGAUCCUGGCGGAGAGAGACUUCCAGGGCCUCAUGAUCCUGCUGCAGAACCUCCCCACGAUGCACUGGGGUAACGAGGAGGUGAGCGUCCUGCUGGCCGAAGCCUACCGCCUCAAGUACAUGUUCGCCGACGCCCCCAACCACUACCGGCGCUAGCGGGGGGGCCGCGGGGUGGUGGAGGGGUCUGGCGGCGUUUGGGGGGUGGGGGUGCGGGGGUGGUGGGGGGGGGGGGCGGCACGCAGAAUCAACGGGCGCCCACGAAACCACGACGGCGGUGGUGACGACGACGCUGACGAUGCUGACGACGAUGAUGAUGCUGACGAUGACGGUGACGCUGAUGACGCUGACGACGAUGACGGUGACGCUGAUGACGCUGA